This is a messenger RNA of Seriola aureovittata, 5154 nucleotides long. Its product is annotated as transmembrane protein 132D-like. The transcript has 11 exons. The record is from RefSeq and is a predicted model, not a curated record. The coding region runs from base 656 to 4204 and encodes 1182 amino acids. NCBI's taxonomy places the organism in Eukaryota, Metazoa, Chordata, Actinopteri, Carangiformes, Carangidae.
CAUUGCUACUGGAGGGGAAGAAUCCCUCUCAUCAUUGAGAGAAACCAGAAGAGAAGAGAAGACUAACACAGACGCACCAACAAGAGAAGAGGCUUUAAUGUGGAUAAGAAAGUGAACCAGUGUUUUUUUUUUUUUUUUUCCCACCCCCACCUGAUCCUCUACAGUCAGAGGAAGUAACUUCACCGGACAUCAGACAAUGUAAUGAUUUGUUUCCAGCGCUUUCUUCCAGCUGAGUGCAGACAGUCACCAAAGCUUCCCUCGGUGCGCCCCGGAGCGCGGAGCAGAGUGGAUGGCCACAGCUUGCAACUUUGCUGAAAUGAAGCUCAACUCUCCCCUCCGCUCAUUGCUCCCUGUUGUCGCGGUUGCUGUUCUCACAGCUGUUAAAGUGCAGGAACAACGUGAGGGAAUGGGCCGUUUUUGAUGCAUUGACUUGCAUUGACUCAUUGACUUUACCCUGAGUCUCAUCACCCUUGGUUCCUUAAGAUGAACCCUUUUGGCACACAACCCCCACCUCCGUCCUCCACCCUUACCUGUGUUUCUUCAGCUGUGAUCCCUUCUCAACCCCUCGUCCUCCUGUCAUCCCCAUCAAAUGUUUGCAAUUACAGUAACAGAAUGAUUUUUGGCUGAGAGUCAGAAGUUUGCUGAAGAUCUCGGGAUGUCCUCCACACCAUCUCCGGUUUAUCCCACCGUCAACUUUCAGGUCCUCAAUGUGGACCAUGUGAUUUUGAGGCAGGACAGUCCAGAGCCAUCAGGGAACUCCACCCUGAAGGCCUACACUCAGACUUUCCUCAUCACUGGCCCAGGUGCUGGGGUCCUCCAGUCCGCUGUCAACGCUUCUUAUGGCCCCCUGACUGUAGACGCCCCGAUCCCUCCGGACCUGCUCUUCAGUGGACGCAGGAUCCUGCCAGUCAUUUUGGGCCGCCAGGUUCGUUCCUCGUCUCCUGUUGUUAAGAUCCUCUUCCACAUGCCAACAGAAAGCAACAUUGCUGUUGGGCAAGAAAGGAUGGGGUCUGGGGAAGAUAACGGGAAGACAAGCGAUGGAGUCAAGGCGAAGGACGGAGCUCACUGUGUGACGGCUUACGCCUUCUGGGAGACAAGGGAAGUUCGUGGGGCGUGCCUGGUGUCUCCAGGUGGAUUCUGUGUGGCACAGCUGAAGCCAGAACCUGUCUGGUUCAGCUCGGCCAGCCGAUCAGGAAGCUCCAGCAGGGAAGCUGGAAAAACCGAAGGAAUUAAGGGGCUUCAGGGGAACCUAGUGGAGGUCUACUUCCAGAGUCGGAGGGACCAGACAGGCCAGUGUACCCCGCAGGACAGCCUACAACGUGUAGGAGUGGGAAGAGGAAGAGACUCUGGGGGAUCAGGGACACCGAUGAGGCGGAUAGGAAGUGUUAAUCUGCUCAGGACUCCACCCGGAAACCCUACCUUCCUUCGGCUGAGGCUGGGAGGCGCCGUGGUGAUCCAGACAUCUUCCAAGCCCCUGAAGACCAGCGAUGUGGCAACUUUCUACAUCUUCCUAGCUAGUACAUCUACCCUGGAAAGUUUCACACUCAGGGCGACAGUAAAAGCGGGUCUGUCCUUCAGUGCAGCGCGGCCCAGCGACUCAGCGCUGUGGGACAUUCUGGUGGAGCCUGGCAGAGGAGCGUCCCCCAACACGGUCUCUGUCGUCUGCCACAGGAAGGUCGCUAUCACUGCUAAGAGGGGUCUUCUGGAGGUUUUGCAGCUUGACUUUGUGCCGAAAGACGUUUCAGAGAAGGCUGAGAGUCAGACGAUUUCCUGGCGUCUGGAGUUGCCAGGGAACGUCAAGGAUGUGGGCAUGAUGCGGAUCUACACGACCCAGAGAGACUACGUGGGGCUGGCACCUCUGGUCAUGAACACAGAUAUCUUGAAUACUGCAGUGCUGACGGGUAAAAUGGUGUCAGUCCCUGUGAAAACUCUGGCUGUGGAGGCUAACGGUUCAGUCACAGAUGUGACCAACUACACCAGCUGUCGGUCCACAGUGGUGGAUGCACUCAAGGUGUCAGAGGGCUGUGACUAUGUGUAUGUAAAUGGAAAAGAGACAAGAGGAAAGAAGAGGGUGAUGCUCAACUUUACCUAUGGCUUCCUGAGUGCCCAGCUGGAGAUGAGUGUGUGGAUGCCACGGUUGCCAUUGACCAUUGAUGUGGCCGACCCCGAGCUCAGCCAGAUCAAAGGCUGGAGGGUCCCUGUUACUACCGGCAACAGGAGGUCUACAUGGGACAGUGAGGAAGAGGAGGAGAUGAGGAAGGGCAGGGGCUGCAUGCUGCAGUAUCAGCACUCUACACUCAGAGUGCUCACGCCCUUUGUGGCUCAGGCUGGUGCUGAGGUGCCGCCUGAUCUGCUAACUGGGGCAGAGCCUGUUGACUAUUUCCUGGGUCCUGAUUGGCAGGUGGAUGUGACCAAUCUUGUACGCUACUCUCUAAAAGUGGCAGACCCUGACGUAGCCAGGGUGCAUGAUGGGGUGGUGCUGCAGGGACGGGCUGUGGGCACUACUACUGUACAGGUGCUGUCCCCUCUGACGUCAUCGGUCCUGGCUGAGAGGAGCAUCAGGGUGGUGGAUGACAAAGUGAGUGUGACAGAGCUGGGAGUGCAGUUGGUGUCUGGACUCUCUCUGUCCCUGCAGCUCAGCCCAGGAAGCAACAGGGCCAUCAUUGCCACGGCAACCACACGGGAGGCGAUCACGCAGCUCAAACAGGAAGCGGCGGUCAGUUGCUGGGUUCAGUUCAGUGAUGGGGCCGUUGCUCCACUGGAGCUGUUCGACCGCAGCAUCUACUCUCUGACAGUCUCUACACCAGAUGAGGGUGUGGCCACAGUCCGCCGCACCCCACUGUCCACGUUUGUGGUAGCACAAGGUGAAGGCGAGAGCCAGGGGGCGCUAGUGAGGGUGGAGCUGAGGAUCUGUGAGGAAUGCCAGAAGUCCAAGAGGAAGAGCAAACUGGCAGUGGGCACGGGGCUCCUCAGAAUGAACUUCCAGAGUAGCAGCAGAGCCGCAGCAGGGGGAGGAGGAGGAGCUAGUGGGGUUGGCACUGACGGGAAUAAAGAUUACGAUGGUGGCGCAUCAGAAGCAUUAGGAGAGAUUAAAACGACGGUGACAUCACAGCGUGCCGUCACAGAUGUGGAUAAAUGGUUGCUAAGGAGCACAGUACCUGACCAGCAGGAGUCCGACAUGUCAAAAACAUCCACCUCAACCACAUAUUCUACGAGACCUGCGCAGCCACAUGUUGUGUGGAUUGGAACUACAACCAGAGGUACAAGAGGUGGCACAUAUACUGUCAUUCCCACAACUGCCACUACGACUAAUACACCAAUGAGCACUGCCAAACCUAUAGCAACAACAGUGGGUGUUGUCAUGAAAGGUGAGGGGCAGAAGAGCAGCUAUGGAAACAUGCUCGACAACCCCAAUUCACCCCCUAACAAAGACAUUCCUAAAGCAGAUGUGACACCCAAGAAGGAGCCUCCUAAACCUAAAACUCCAAAAAUCAUCGAGAGCGACCUCAUCCGCACGUUCAGAGCCAUGUCGGACUUGGAAAUUGGCAUGUAUGCCUUGGUAGGGGUCUCCUGCGUAGCCAUCUUGGCUUUUUUACUGAACUGUGCUUCGUAUAACCUCUGUUUCCGUAAUCACAAGACACCCAUACAGGCCGGCCCGGCCCCCAGCAGGGACUCGAAGGACCACAAGCAUGACUGGGUGUGGCUGGGGAGCAAUAACCAGAGCGGUCCUGCCCCAGGCGCCGCAGCUCAAGCGUCCACGCUAAAACGUGAGACCCAUCGCCCUCUGGAGUCCCGUCAUUCCAUAGACUCCAUGGGUCACCGUAGCCUGGAGAACACCCUGCCCACUGUGAGUGCCCCGGCCGUGCCCGAAAGAACUGCCACCCUGGGCCGCAGCAGGACCAGCUCCCAGCAGCAGCAGUUUCAGGGGAAGGCGAUUGACCCCAUGGCGAAUCGCUCAGCAACCUUGCUGGCCAGGCCACACCGGAGCGAGCCGCUUCAUUCCCCCACCAGUAAGAGGAACCAGGUCCAGUUCACCACCUUCACCACGUUGGACAUCAAGCAUCUGGCUGCACUGAAGAAGAACGGAGUGGACUUAAAUUGGGCCAACCAGCAGACGCAGCAGCACCAGGCCCCUGCUGAGCCUCAGACACCUUUACCUGACAUGCCAUGGCCUGUAGUCAAACCUCUAGGAGAGCCCCAGUGAGUUCGUUCAAUGUGUGUGUGUGUGUGUGUGUGUGUGUGUGUUUGUGUGUAAGUGAGUAAGAGAAAGAGAGAGAUGGAACAAAAAAGUGUAGAUUCACAGCAUGUUCUGGUGUAGAAUCUCUAAAAGAAAAGAAGCUGGCUUUCCUUUUUUUUGAUAAAAGAUAAAUCACUUUAGAGGAUGUAUUUAUUGAGAUUACAUAAAGAACAUUUUAUAUGAAAGCCUGUAAAUACAGUAUGUAAUGAUGUGUCCAUGAAGACGAAUAUGAGAGAUACUGUGCGCAAGUUUUCUUUUAUUUGAAGAGGAUGUGGUCGUGAGAUCGAGUCCUGUAAAUACACAUAUAUCUAUACUAUUACUCAUUUCUACGUUUGUAAUUCAAAGCAAAUUAAUUUUCAUCUCCUUUUACCUUUGUACAAUUCUGUUGCCCCUGUAGAAAUGGCUCCAGACAUUACUAGUUGUCAGGGUAAAUGCAGUACAGGAGGGAUUAUUUCUUGUAAAUAAUUCUAUUCUUUUCCGGCCUUUUGUACUUUUUUUUUUUUCUAGGAUCCCUCCAGAGAAUACCUGAAGAGUCUGUGCAAUUUGUCAGAGAAUAUGCAACAUUUAUCAAGUUAUUUGGAGCAAUCUGUCACUGCGGGUCUUCACCAGAUACUUAUUCAAAUCAAAUGCAUGCUAUGCAAAUAUAGUCAGUGCGGAGUUUGAUGUGGACAUUGUUUCUGAAUUUUUUAACAAAGUUACCUUGGCCCCGAGGCUUCUCCUGAGGGUCUGGUUCAACAAUUUGUAAAAAUGUCUAAUCUCAGUAUCUUGACUCAGAGCAAUGCAUAUUCAAGUGUAAGAUUUUUCAUGUGUGAAUGAAAAAUGAUGAUGCCUUUUUUAUGUAACAACCUCUUAUUUUGAAACCAAAAUGUGACGUGUAUUUCCUACGAGAUCCUAUUAAUAAAGAACAAAUAGAUACA